Messenger RNA from Penaeus chinensis, 2424 nucleotides. RefSeq lists its product as uncharacterized. The record is from RefSeq and is a predicted model, not a curated record. The transcript has 2 exons. The coding region runs from base 131 to 2284 and encodes 717 amino acids. Gene Ontology annotation, molecular function: glutamate-gated receptor activity. Gene Ontology annotation, cellular component: membrane. NCBI's taxonomy places the organism in Eukaryota, Metazoa, Arthropoda, Malacostraca, Decapoda, Penaeidae.
AUUCCAUCAGCCGUCGAGUCGGGGUCAAGGAGCAUCAGCGACGACGAGGGCCAACUCCGUCAUGAAAUCGCGUCCCGCGUGAGCUCGCCAUGGCCGGCUCGCGUUCACAGUCUGUAGGCGUCGAGGCAAGAUGAUAUCCAGGGACGGCGUGUGCCUCUUGCUGGUGGCGCUGACGCUCGCGGCGGAGGCCCAGCGCCCCAGCCCUUCUCGCGCGGCCUCCCGGAGCCCCGGCGAUGUGCGUCGGCUCCUUGGGGCAGGCCGGCAGGUGCGCGCCCUCGGCCGGAGCGCCGACGAGGACGCGCGCCGCAGCGUGCUCCUGACGGAUCCUCGGCCGCAGGUGCUGGCGCAGGUGAUCCGCGAGAUGGGCGGCGGGGACAGGGGUCUCUGCCACGUCCUCAUCUACUACGACCCGGAAACGGCUCCGCCCGAUUCCGUCGACGCCCUCAGGAAGGCCGUCGAUGUGCCCUUGACGCUCGUGGACGUGUCCAAGCUCAGGUUCCCGCUCAUCACCAAGACCCGGCGUCGGGUGCCUCUGCUAGACCUGCUGUCUGCUCGCGCCGACGGCCGCUGCCGCCUGCUGGUGGGCUGGGCGUCCUCUAACUACCAGCGCGGCCUCCUGCUGAUCGCGCGCGCCGAGCCGGGCGUCCUAGGGCUCAGGGACACCCUCAUCCUGCCAGUGACCAGCCAGCGCCUCGACCGCUUCAUGCCGCAGCUGCGGCAGCGAGUGCUGGUGAAGGAGCGGGUCUCGCGCGGCGGCCGCGGGCGACGGGACCUCCAGCCGACCAGGUUCCUGGUGGAGAGGACGUGCGAGAUCUGCGCGCGGUACUCGCUGCAGCGGCUGGGCGAGUGGCACUUCCCCGGCGGCUGGGAGUGGGGCGGCGUCGCGGAGCGCAACCCGAAGCUGACCGGCGUGGAACUGACCGUCGCCUACACGCCCUCGGUACCCAACAUCUUCUGGGUCUCGGGCGAGGGGAGUCCGCGCCUCGAGGGCGUCGAGCUGCGCCUCCUUGACUACGCUGCGCAGGCACUCAACUUUACGUAUCGCCUGGUGAUGCCGGAGGACGGCGAGUGGGGGCGGCCGCUCAACGGGUCGUGGACGGGCAAGGUGGGCGAGGUGGUGCGCGGGGGCGCCGACCUGGCUGUGGGCGGCAUCGUGUACACGCCGGAGCGCGAGGAGGCGGCCAAGUACUCCAUCCUGUUCCACAACGAGCUGUGGGGUAUCGUGUGUCCCCUGUCGGCGCGGCUGCCCGUCUGGCCGUAUAUCAUGUUCCCCUUCAGGGAGGAUUCGGCGCCGUCCGUGUUCACGAUGAUGGUGGUGUUGCACGUGAUGGCUUACUUAGUGGGCACGCUGCUGGGCGCGCAGUCGGGCGCGGCGCCCAAGCAUCCGCUCACCGAGUCCGUGACGCGGGCGGUGCGUACGGGCGUGUCGCUGUACCUGCGCCUCAUGGCCUGCCUCUACUUCUGGAACCUUUUCUACUGCCUCAUGAAGCCCAAGUACGAGCCGCCGGUCGACACCUCGCUGGCGCUGCUGCGCUCGGGCCGCCGCUGGGGCAUCGUCAGCGGCACGACCGUCACCUCCGUCCUGUCGACGGCGCAGCAGGUGGCGCACCAGGACCUGGCCGCUGACGCAGAGCCCCUCGGCUCCAUCAGCGAAGGCUUCCUGCAACUGCGGCAGGACGCCAUCUGCCUGGUGGGCGUGCCCAAGAGGUACGCCCGUGCCACCAUCGCCAUGCGCUACACGACUGAGUGCGGCGAGGCGGGGCUGCAGGUGAGCACAGAGGACCUGCACUCCGUCCUGGGCGGCUGGAUCCUUAGCCGCAGGUCCCCGCUCGCGCCGCACGUCAACGGCAUCAUCCGCCGCCUGCAAGGCUUCGGCCUCCUCGAGCACUGGCGCCGCCACAUGCAGGAGCUGCUUAUCACGCGCGGCCCCAGGGACCUGCCUUGCCUCAACCCGCCCAUCGCCGCGCUCUCGCUGCCCGACCUGCGCCUGGCCUUCAUCAUCCUGCUGGCGGGCUGGGGCCUCGGCUGCCUGCUCUUCCUGGCGGAGCAGAUCGCCUUCGCCUGCAGCGACCACACGGGGAAUCGGCGCGUCGUCCGUCGGGACACGGGCAUCAGCGCCGUCGUGCCCGCGGCGCCCGGCGGGGGCGCUCGGCAGGAUCUCCGCAGGUGGCUGCAGAGGCUGCUGGCGCCGCUCCCCUCGCUCAACGUGGACGACAAAGAGGCGGCAUUCCGGCGCCAUCUAGACGCCAUCCUGCGGGAUAUGUGGGGCGUGAGGUUUCCAUGAGAAAAGGCCCCAGAGGCGAGACCCGCUUGGGCGUCGCCUCUGGGGCAUGACCAGACGGGGCGCGCACGCCGUCGGCGCCCGCGGCCGCUGUCGCAGCCGCCCCUGGGCCGAGUCAAGUCCGAGGAAUUCCGCACGAACGA